Molecule: messenger RNA, 709 nt
Organism: Musca domestica (house fly)
Lineage: Eukaryota; Metazoa; Arthropoda; Insecta; Diptera; Muscidae
Product: histone H3.3A
Exons: 3
Coding region: 171-581 (136 amino acids)
Cellular component (GO): nucleosome
Molecular function (GO): structural constituent of chromatin; protein heterodimerization activity; DNA binding
Source: RefSeq, a predicted model, not a curated record
UUCUCUUUGAAACUCAUUGGUGAUUCGGUUCAUUAGAAAAUCAGUCGCUGUUGUGAACGGACGCGCAUCUUGACGAGUGCUAGUGAGCGAAAAAGGUAAAAAUCUUUUCAACAGAAAACACAACAAACUUCAACAGGAAAAAAAACUAAUUAAAGUAAUAAUCUUUAAAGAUGGCCCGUACCAAGCAGACAGCCCGUAAAUCUACCGGUGGUAAAGCUCCCCGUAAACAAUUGGCCACCAAGGCCGCCCGUAAAUCGGCCCCAUCUACCGGUGGUGUCAAGAAGCCCCAUCGUUAUCGUCCCGGUACCGUAGCCUUGCGUGAAAUUCGUCGCUACCAGAAAUCCACUGAAUUGCUUAUCCGCAAGUUGCCAUUCCAGCGUUUGGUACGUGAAAUUGCCCAGGAUUUCAAGACCGAUUUGCGUUUCCAGUCGGCUGCCAUUGGUGCCCUCCAGGAAGCUUCUGAAGCCUAUUUGGUCGGUUUGUUUGAAGACACCAACUUGUGCGCUAUCCAUGCCAAGCGUGUAACCAUUAUGCCUAAGGACAUCCAAUUGGCUCGCCGUAUUCGUGGUGAACGUGCUUAAGCAUCUUUUGUAGUAAUAGCAGCAGCUAAUAAUAACAAUGACAGCAACAACAACAGCAAAAAUGUCAACAUUAUUUUAAUAACAAAAUAUCAAUGCUGCCAGCCGCAUCAACAUCAGCAGCAACAGCA